Messenger RNA from Solea senegalensis (Senegalese sole), 6607 nucleotides. RefSeq names its product high-affinity choline transporter 1-like. Gene Ontology annotation, biological process: transmembrane transport; choline transport; acetylcholine biosynthetic process. Gene Ontology annotation, molecular function: choline:sodium symporter activity. The record is from RefSeq and is a predicted model, not a curated record. The transcript is spliced from 8 exons. Bases 2003 to 3769 code for a protein of 588 amino acids. Gene Ontology annotation, cellular component: synapse; perikaryon; axon. NCBI's taxonomy places the organism in Eukaryota, Metazoa, Chordata, Actinopteri, Pleuronectiformes, Soleidae.
UUUUUUUCUUUUUAGGCCAAACAUCUGUUUAACAAAGUUUUUGAUUACCUGUUUCUUUAAUAUGUCGUUUUUAAUAGGGUGCAGAUAAGAAAUGCAGAUUUUAGACACAUAUAUGGUUCGUUUAGUAAAUGUUUUUUUGGGUUUUGCAUUAGACAACUUCUAAAUUGUCAGAUGGAGGAGGGAAACUUGGCAUAGGCCAUAGGAAAAAAUACCUGAAAUGUUGCCUCUCAUGUGGUAAAAGUAGUAAAAAGCUAAGGCGUAAUUUCUUCUCCUCGUGUCUGUUAUUGAUAGGAGCAGUUGUGUUCCAUGCAUAAAGUUGUGGGCAGACUGCUGUUACAUCCUCACCAUUGUUUGCAGAUGAAACGCGACGCGUCAAUCGUGGAAUCGCGCGGAUACCCACGUGCCGUGCGCGCAGUGAUCGUAAAUCAGGCCUGAGGUGUAACGUGGCAGUAAAAGUAAAUGUUUCCUCCAUUGCCAAUAUGAUAUUAUGAUAUUGGAAAGCUUUUCCAGGGAGCGCGUGCGUCAUGCCGCUCUCUAUUAGGGGCUAUUUUCGUCCUGCACUGGAAGUCAUUCAUCCACCAUCUACCCACCCUGACAGCACCCAAUAAACCUACCACUCCCAUUCAUCUCCACCCACCUCCACCCUCUCUCUCUCGCUCUCGCUCUCUCUCUCUCUGACGAACAUUGGUGACUUAAAAAACAACAGGAGAAUUGUGUUUGUGCGUCCAAGAGGAAUACCUUCUGCUGCCUUUAACAAUUUACCAACAAAUUCUCUCUUUGAAGCUUUUUUAUUAUUGUUGUUCUGCACCUGUAAUCUGUUUCUCCACAGCAAAGGUAAGAUCAUGUGUGUUUGUGAAAUGAUUUUUUUUUUUCUACUGUGAUUUGGCUGAAUGUAUAAAUGUGUUUUGACAUAAGUGACAGGCGUUGAUUUAGAGUGAGAUCAAUAAUGCAGUACUUGCCUCUUGGAACCAUGGUGUCAGCGCGAUGGGGAGCUGUAAAGCUUCUGCUUUGGUUGCAGUGUUGCAGCACAUCACACAUUAAACCCUUAAACUAUCCAUUUUACGUGUCUUUUAUCUCCAGAAUCGCAGAUUUUGGAAGAUUUGGGGAGACGUUAAUGGACUUUUACGCACGACUGCAGGACAAAACCAAAAGCGUGUGGCUAAAAUGUUAAUUUAUUUUUUUUUAAUCCUACGUGUGUGCACUGAAGCUUUUACUUAUUUUGAAUUCAUAGAAAAUUCGGAAACAUUCUGAACAGCACGGUAACUAGAAUUAUGUCAGCAAAGUGAAACCAGCAAAGUGCGUAAAGGAGAUUUCUCUAAAGUUGUUGGUUUGAGAACUCCUCUGACCAACACUGUGUGAAGUUCUGUCUUUUAUAAUGAAUACAUUUGAUUUGACACGAUGGAGAAACGGUUUCUCCUCUUCCUCUGCUGUGCGUCAGGUAGGCGCAGCAAGGUGGUCCCCUUUGGCUUCUCCUUAUACCUUUUUUAAUCCUAAAAUACGACAUCAAAGAGAAUAUUCCACUAUGAUGAUCAAAGAUAAUAGAGUUUUAGAGUUUUUCUCUUUCAUUUUCUCAGUGACAACUUGAAUUAAACUCAUGGAUUUUUGUCUGUAGUCUUUCCACCCUUGAGGUUUGAAUUUCAUCUAUUUGAGUUUAGAAAUCCUCUGGGUUUUGUUUUGUUAAUGCAACUUUGGGAACGUUUUAAAGGAAAAUACUGAAAAUGCUAAAUAAGCCUAAAUUGAGCACAAUGUAAAAUGUGCGUAUUGGUGUUUUCACGUUGAUUUGGGGGCUAAGAUGUUUUUUUACGCAUGGACAUACAGAAGCUGUUGUGAUAACGACACCAGUUGAGGAAUCUGUUAAAAGUGUGGCUUUCAGAUCAUUUGCAUAAAUGUUACUUUCUUUCUUACUUACUUUUCUUUUUCUCCGCAGACUUCUCAAUGAUAAUCCAGUCCUUCGCGCGCAACAGCACUUGAUCUCGGUGGGAGGAAGCGGACAAGGGAAAAGAUGACCAUCCACGCCGAGGGUCUCGUGGCUAUCGUGGUGUUCUAUCUCCUGAUCCUGGUCGUGGGGAUCUGGGCCGCGUGGAAGAAUAAGAACUCUGGAGUCGGCGAUGGCGGAGAACGGAGCGAGAGCAUUAUGGUUGGGGGGAGAGACAUCGGCUUGUUCGUUGGCGGAUUCACAAUGACCGCCACUUGGGUCGGUGGGGGCUACAUCAAUGGGACAGCAGAGUAUGUCUAUCUGCCAGACUACGGCCUGGCCUGGGCACAGGCACCAUUUGGUUACGCUCUCAGCUUGGUAGUAGGUGGCCUUUUCUUUGCCAAACCCAUGCGCUCCCGUGGAUACGUCACCAUGCUGGAUCCCUUUCAGCAGCUUUAUGGGAAAAGAAUGGGAGGCCUGCUCUUCAUCCCUGCACUGAUGGGAGAAAUCUUCUGGUCUGCAGCCAUUUUAUCUGCACUGGGUGCCACUCUGAGCGUGAUCGUGGACAUAAACAUCAACAUGUCCGUGGUGAUCUCAGCUCUCAUAGCCAUCUUCUACACACUUGUUGGAGGACUUUACUCAGUCGCAUACACCGAUGUGGUGCAGCUCUUUUGCAUCUUUGUGGGCUUGUGGAUCAGCGUGCCUUUUGCUCUGUCCCAUCCGGCUGUGACAGACAUUAGUGUCACAGCAAAAGAAGUCAUUUACCAGUCGCCCUGGCUGGGGAAGAUUGAACCUGAGGACAACUGGCUCUGGGCAGACAACUUCUGUUUGCUGAUGUUGGGGGGGAUUCCCUGGCAGGUCUAUUUUCAACGGGUUCUUUCUGCCUCUUCAGCUACCUAUGCCCAGGUCCUCUCCUUCCUCGCCGCCUUUGGCUGCUUGGUCAUGGCCGUACCCUCAGUCCUCAUAGGAGCUAUAGGGGCUUCCACAGACUGGAACCAAACUACUUAUGGGUCUAUCCCCCCAAAAGAUAAGGAAGAAUCAGACAUGAUCCUUCCCAUCGUACUUCAGCACCUCUGUCCACCUUACGUCUCCUUCUUUGGCCUGGGUGCAGUGUCGGCUGCAGUCAUGUCAUCGGCGGACUCUUCUAUUCUCUCGGCCAGCUCCAUGUUCGCCAGGAACAUCUACCAGCUCGCCUUUCGGCAGUCGGCCUCAGAUCGCGAGAUUGUUUGGGUGAUGCGUAUCACCAUCUUUAUAUUCGGAGCCCUCGCCACUGCUAUGGCGUUGUUAACAGGAUCCGUAUAUGGCUUGUGGUACCUUAGCUCCGACCUGGUCUAUGUCAUCAUCUUUCCCCAGCUGCUCAGUGUGUUGUUUGUCAAGGGCACCAACACGUACGGCUCUGUCGCUGGUUAUGUCUUUGGUCUCCUGCUGCGCAUUGGUGGAGGGGAGCCCUACCUCAAACUCCCUCCCUUCAUCUUCUACCCUGGCUGGGUGACCCAGGAGAAGACACACCACCUCACUGGUCAAGUCGAGUACUUUGUCCAGCAGAGGUUUCCGUUCAAGUCUGUGUCCAUGGUGGCGUCCUUAUUGGCAAACGUGGGCUUCUCUUACCUGACAAAGUACCUCUUUGAGAGUGGCAUGCUGUCGCACAAGUACGACUUCCUGGACGCCGUCGUGUCUAAGCAUAGCAAGGAGAUCAUGGACAAGGCUACGCUGGUGAGCAACCACGACAACAUUAUUCUUUCGGAGAUGGCGCCCGUCAGACAGGUCAUAGGGGCUUCUCUAGCGGGGACCUUCACCAACGCUGAGGCGCUCAGUGAUGAAGGGGAAGAUAGUCCUGAGGCUUUUCAGAAUUAAAAAGGAGCGCAACAAAGGCACAAAUGAAACUAGAACCAAGGAAUAUGAAGAAGAAGGAAUAGCCACAGAGGCAUCGACAUUCUUCAGGAAGCUUGCUACUGCCGCACUGGAAGCUCAGUCAACAGAAAUGUGCUUUGACUUCAAAGUGACUCCACAAGUUUGUUUUAAUGCUGAUGACAUGGUGCCUCCUUCUUUUUCUGAGAUUCCUUGCCUAGAAACAGGAAGUUGACUGUCAAACAAACCACUGUGUUACGCGUACCAUUACUCACUCCGUGUGACUGUGAAUCCAAAACCACGACAAUAGUUUUUAAUUUAAGUGCUGCUACAGUGAUGAGGGAGAAACUUUAAUUAACUUACAGUGAGCCUGUGUGGGGAUGUCGUCAAGACUUUGCAGGCCGGCGAGAGAAUGGUGCGAAAGCUAACCGCGAAAUUGUGUCGUCGUCAACAAAGGUGAGAAGUCGUUGAAGUGUGUGUGUGUGUGUCUGUGUGUAAGCUCCAGAAUCUUUUUUUUUUUUCUGACUGAGUUGUACGUUUGCAUAGAAUAUGUUUAUUAAUAGAGCAAUAAUAUUUUUUAGGAUCUAUAUUUUGUUGAUCGAUGACUAUAUGCGGAUCUUUUAACUUUAACACCAGUGAGUGGAUUCUUGUGUGGAUUAUAUGCUGUGCGUUCACCUUCUUCCUAAUCCUCCGGCCAUAAUUAAGAACCUCCUCACCCUUUCAUCUGAUAUUCACACACACAUGCCGAGGAUGAACAGGAACUAGACAGGAGGUUCAGUUCAGUUUAGACUCUGCAAAAUACCAGAUUACAAUAGUUCACAGCAUUUCUGAACAUACACCUCUUCUCCUAUAAUAUCCUGAUGCUGUUGCUGAUUAAACUUGGGCUAUUACAGAAGAUAGGGCAGAUAUGGAGCAACACGAUCACACAUUUAAAACUGCAACUAUGUCCAUCUAUGUAGCACAGUGUUAAAUAUUCACACUACACACCUCUGUCUUGUUCUCCACCUCCUCGUGAGGUACAUUUUCUGACUUCAAACUGUACAUUUAAAUAAAGACUGUGUCGUACAGCUUUAAUAAAUAUCCAUAUCCAUACAAGACACGUGGCACUACAUAUUAGUACUGGACGCAAGACAUCCAAGUGUAAUGACACAUCACAUCGAUAUAGUAAAGCUAUACGUCCAAAAAAAAAACAACCAUCAUUUUGUUGUUCGUUAAUAACCCCAAGCAUCCAUUGGCUUCCAUUCAUAGACAUUAUUUAAACAUGCAGCCCUUGUUGUUGUCGUUGUUAAACUUACAAACAUCUCUGAUGUGUUUUGGCAUCAUCACAACACGAUCACAACAAUAAAAGCACAUGAUGAUGGUGUUCACUGUGUGAGUUAAUGUAAAUGAAUGGAAAACAAACUGCUGCCGGGACAGGACGAACAUUUAGAAACGCAAAACAUGACAUAACAUACCUUGAUAUUAUUUUUAAAGGACCAACAUCUUUGUAAAUUAUCUUUAAGAGCCUAUUUUUAAUCAAAUAUGCCCGUGUGCUUGUGUGUGUGUCUGUGUAAUAGUGUUUUUUCUGCACUGACGGACCAGCCACAGCAGGUUAGUGGCGACAGGAAAUGAUUUUCCUCUCCAAACGUGGUGUCAGUAGCGCCACUUGUUAGUGAUCCAGUCCCCAGUCAAUUAGCCUUCAGGACAUUUGAUUAACGCAGAAAAUAGGUUCAACACUGUGGUUUACAGGGGGGUUUGUUUUACAGCGUAUUUAUUAUACGCAGUGACGAAGAGUUGAAAGGGUUAUCUUCAUGGUCAAGGGGUUGGCUGUUUUAAAUGAUCUGACACACACCGCUGUCACUGUAAACGACGAGGCUAAAGAUUUCCUAUUUCCAGUACGUGUUUGUCUUCUCGUAACACUGUUGUUGUUGUUGUUUUUUGACUCUCUGUACUUGCCUUAAAUCGAAGGUCAGCAGUGUAGUUGCAAAAGUUUCCUUUCUAAAACCUUUGAAAGAUAAGGCUCAUGGUUUACUACUGUAUUUGAUUUAUUUUAGACAACUGUUGAUUGCCAAAAAUGGGUCAGUAUUUUUGCACUAUCUCACUAAAUCAUUUGUUUGGAACUAUUUUCAUAUGUGGAUGAAUACAUAUUUGAUGUUUUCUGGACAUCAAUGGUGCGCUCGGCCACAGAGGAACAAGAUGUGCGGCUGUGAGACUUUGGCUGUAUGAAAAGGAGUUGUUAGGAGAUUCAUGUCACUAUUGUUGUUGUUUUUUUCUCAUCAAUCAGAAAAAUAGAGUAAACAUCAACCUUAUCUUUCAAGGUAGCAAGGCCUUGUAGUUCUUCUUUACCACAGCUCGGGAACAAAUCCACGUAUGUGUCCACCCCUCACGGUAAACUAUUCUAAAUCCUAAACCUUUCGUGUCCAGUCUUUAACUUUUCAUCAACUAUCUUCUUCAAAGUGAACGGAGUGACUUGUGUAAAAGCAUCAGAGCAUCACACCGGAAAUUAAAUGUGAACGUAAACGUCCCACGUCAUGAAUUAAGCCUCAUAAUGAGUGUGUCGUAGCUUAGGUUCGUCCACAAACCUGAACACGCGUGCGCACAGAAAAGAAUCGACGUCCGCUGACGUCUGACUGACACGUGUGUGUGGCUCUAUGUGGUUUAAAGUGCAAUGAUGCUGUAUUUUUGUGUGACAAAUGUACAUAUACCAAAAAAAAGAUGACUCUACUUUUAAAUGCAGCAUUGAAAAUGAUGUUUGUUGACAGUGAAAUUACAGCUAUUUAUUUAUUUAUUUAUUUGUUUAUUUAUUCAUUCAUGUAGUGUCUAUAAAAUGUGAGGUCAGUUGAAUAAAUUAUAUUAUUUAGCUCA